Messenger RNA from Sitodiplosis mosellana (orange wheat blossom midge), 465 nucleotides. RefSeq lists its product as uncharacterized. The record is from RefSeq and is a predicted model, not a curated record. Bases 1 to 465 code for a protein of 154 amino acids. The transcript has a single exon. Lineage: Eukaryota; Metazoa; Arthropoda; Insecta; Diptera; Cecidomyiidae.
AUGCGUGUACAAUUACAAAAUGAUCCUUCAGCAGCACGUUUUGCGAAACAGUUGUUAGACAUUGGAAAUGGAAAAAUACCAAUGGAUGCAUCAACAAAACGUUUUUCAUUCCCACCAGAUUUUUGUAAUCACAAGGAAACAAAAAAAGAUUUAAUUCAUUGUGCAUUCCCGAAUAUCACACAAAAUUACAAAGUUCAUCAGUGGAUUAGUGAACGUGCAAUAUUAGCUGCUAAAAACGUUGACGUGAAUGAAAUAAAUAUUACCAUUCAAAAUCAGUUGCCUGGUGAAACUAUAACUUAUAAUUCAAUCGAUAAUAUUAUGAAUCAAGACGAUGCUGUGAAUUAUCCUACUGAAUUCUUGAAUUCAAUCGAUUUACCAGGAAUGCUGCCACACAGUCUUAAAUUGAAAAUUGAAGUUCCUGUUAUUCUUCUUCGAAAUAUCAAUCCGCCACGCUUAUGUAAUUGA